This is a messenger RNA of Melanotaenia boesemani (Boeseman's rainbowfish), 3387 nucleotides long. RefSeq names its product protein phosphatase, Mg2+/Mn2+ dependent, 1G (gene ppm1g). Gene Ontology annotation, cellular component: nucleoplasm. The record is from RefSeq and is a predicted model, not a curated record. The coding region runs from base 173 to 1849 and encodes 558 amino acids. Gene Ontology annotation, molecular function: cation binding; protein serine/threonine phosphatase activity. NCBI's taxonomy places the organism in Eukaryota, Metazoa, Chordata, Actinopteri, Atheriniformes, Melanotaeniidae. Gene Ontology annotation, biological process: protein dephosphorylation. The transcript has 14 exons.
AGUAAAAGUAGCAUCAGAAGAAGAAUUAAAAAGACGAAGGAGAGGGAGGAGAAGAUAGCCGCUUUUGCGUUUACACGUGCAAUCAUUCCUAUGUGAAUCUCCUUUAUAAGCUAGUCCUAUAAACUAACCCUGCUCUGUCAGAAAAGGUGCAAAGCCAUAGGAAACUACAACCAUGGGGGCAUAUCUGUCGCAGCCUAACACGACCAAGACCUCUUCCGAUGGCGGCAACAGCAGCAUGAGCUACGGGUUCUCUGCCAUGCAAGGCUGGCGGGUGUCCAUGGAGGAUGCUCACAACUGUAUCCCAGAGUUUGAUGAUGAGACGGCGAUGUUUUCUGUGUAUGAUGGACAUGGAGGUGAAGAAGUUGCUCUGUACUGUUCAAAGUACCUUCCUGACAUCAUCAAAGAGCAGAAAGCCUACAAAGAUGGCAAACUUCAAAAGGCACUGGAGGAUGCCUUCUUGGCCAUCGACGGCAGAAUAACUACGGAAGAGGUCAUUAAAGAGCUGGUGCAGAUUGCUGGACGGCCAACCGAGGAGCCACCUGCUGAAAAGGUGGCAGAGGAGGACGACUUGGACACAGAGGAGGCAGCUUUGCUCCAUGAGGAAGCCACCAUGACCAUAGAGGAGCUGCUGGUUCGUUAUGGCCAGAACCGCAGUGCAGUUAAACAUGCUGCAGCCAUCAGCGCGGCAGCUAAGAAGGCAUCCUGCCUAAAUGCAGAGGCCUCGGGAGACAAAGGAGAAGCUGGUGAGGGGCAGAAGAAAGAAGAGGUAAAUGGAGAGGUGGAGGAGGAGAGCAAUGGGAAGGCAAAGGAAGGCGAAGGAGUUACAUGUGGGUCUAAGCUGCGAGCCUGUCGGCGAACGGGAGCAGGUGACGGGCGUGGUGCAGCUGACGGAGAGUCGGGAAGCUCCAACGGAGAGGAAAAAGCUGGUAAGGCAGAAGGAGACGCAGGCCCUUCCUGCUCGUCUGCAUCUUCAAAGGCUGCAGGAGAUUCCAAGUCCAGGUUUUUUGAUGACAGUGAAGAAUCGGAAGAAGGCGAAGAAGAGGAGGAGGGCAGUGAUGAAGAGGAUGGCAGUGAAGAAGAAGAAGAAGGUGACACCAGUGAGUUGGAGGAAGAGGAUACAGAGGAAGGGGAGGAGGACUCUGAAGAUGAAGAGGAAAUGUGUUUACCAGGAAUGGAUGGCAAAGAAGAGCCUGGCUCAGACAGCGGUACCACUGCUGUCGUUGCUCUGAUCCGAGGAAAGCAGCUAAUAGUGGCCAACGCUGGAGAUUCCCGCUGUGUGGUGUCUGAACACGGCAAAGCUGUUGACAUGUCAUACGACCACAAGCCAGAAGACGAGGUGGAACUGGCUCGCAUCAAAAAUGCUGGAGGGAAAGUGACCAUGGAUGGACGAGUCAAUGGUGGCCUGAACCUCUCCCGAGCCAUUGGUGACCACUUUUAUAAAAGGAACAAGGCCCUGCCGCCUGAGGAACAGAUGAUUUCUGCCAUGCCUGAUGUCAAGGUUCUCACACUGAAUGAGGAGCAUGACUUCAUGGUCAUUGCCUGUGAUGGCAUCUGGAAUGUGUUGAGCAGUCAGGAGGUGGUGGACUUCAUCAGUGAGAGGAUCAAACCAGACCAGAAUGGCAAAGCCAGACCCCUUUCAUCCAUAGUGGAAGAGCUUUUGGACCACUGUUUGGCACCCGACACAUCUGGAGACGGGACGGGGUGUGACAACAUGACCUGCAUCAUCGUUGCCUUCCGACCACACCCCUCUCAGUCGGACGAUACAAAGAAGAGGAAGCACCAAGAAGAGGCAGAAGGGACUGUCCCAGAAGAGAAUGGAAAUGACAGCAAAAAGGCUAAAAGUGACUAAAUGAGAUGAGAAACUAUCCCAGAGGCAGAAGCUGGUUCCAUUCUACCCCAGAUACACCAGAGACGUACUCUGUUCAAAAUGAAAUCCUUACCUCACAAACAUAAUUUUACCCUGAAGCAGACAUUUACAAAGGCUAUAAUGUAUGCUCAAACAUCAUCUGUUUGGUUUUUGUGCUCUGUUCUAGGUGGAUUUUCACUUUAACUCACCCUUGCAGAUGUUUCUUUUGAUCGGUCCGGUUGGAAAGGAGUUGGACUCACUUUUAGUUCUUUCAUUCAAAAGAGGCACCCUCACUGCCAUGCUGAAUAACACUGCAGGUCCACUGAGGGAUUAUUUUAGAGAUGCUUCAUCUUGCCUGCAGCCAUAUUCUGCACUCUGUUAUUAUAUCACUUUACUCUUGGCAGCUUUGGUUUGUUUUGAAGAAAGCUUGAAAAUAGUUCAUGGAGUCACCUGCAUCUGAUUUCUGUUCACACUUUAACAGUGAUGGGAGCAAUGCCACCGUGGCUUAGCAGUAUAAAACAUACACAUUACAGCCACAAAUUGCACAAUGCCAACACACACGUUGCAUAGAUGUACCAUUAAAAGAAUUUGAGGAAUAACCUGGUACUGUAUAAAGGUAGCUGAAGCUUCAUAGUGCAGUGACAAUGAGCCGUGUAGUGUCGCUUCAGUUGUGUUUGUGCCGGAUUUCGGGCUCCUCUACUGAGUUUGUUGUGAGUUUUGACUUUAUCCAUCGCAAGAGAGGAACUGAUGCAUUUGGGGUACCAGUCCAGUUCUUGCCAUUUAUACAUGUAUUUUUCCAACUAACACCCAUUCAUUCAAGAAACCUUUUUUCAGUUUUGCUGGGCACAUGAAAUGACAUCCUGGUUAUCCAGCCUGUUUUUGUUACCGGUUGUGUUUUGUCUUGAUCCAAAUCUGUAAAUUUCCAUAAGGGGAGAAAUGCCAGAAUCUGGGGAACUAAUAUACUUUCCAUCUGUGACAUAUGAUAGCAGGGAAAUGGAGACAAAGUUUAAUGUCCACCCAGAGAGAAGCUUGUCUCCAGGACCUUCCUCCAAACUGUCAGUCUCUGUCCACUGUAAUACCUUUUUUAAGAGUUAUCUUUAGGACAUAUGUUUUAAGUAAGAAGUGUUUCCAUUCAGCUUUUUCCUUUUUUGUUUUUUUUUUCCAUUUUUGAUAAAUUAGUCUUUUGGCAGUUCUUUUUGGGAGCACGUUCUGAAACUGCCUUUGACGCUGGACUGUGGAGAGGUUGCACAAGGUUAUUCUUCUGAGUGGAAUACAAUUUGAAGCUGAGAGCACCAAGACAGUGUAACUGUUAAGAUUGUUUCUUUUAUUUGCAGAAGCCUCAUUUAAAUCAUUGUGACUGUAAGUUUCUAGUGUACCUUCUUGUCAACAUGCCCCUUUUUUCUGUACAUAGUUUUUUCAAUACUUGUAAUUGAAAAAGAAAAAAGCUUUUUCUUUGUAAUUGUGAAUCGAUGUGACAUUUUGGUGCAUACUCUUUUGACAGCAGUAUGUAAGUACAUACAAAUACAUUUUUUAAAUAAUCA